Molecule: messenger RNA, 4398 nt
Organism: Pygocentrus nattereri (red-bellied piranha)
Lineage: Eukaryota; Metazoa; Chordata; Actinopteri; Characiformes; Serrasalmidae
Product: vacuole membrane protein 1-like
Exons: 13
Coding region: 5-1438 (477 amino acids)
Source: RefSeq, a predicted model, not a curated record
CCGCAUGAGCGGAAAUACGCGCCUCAGGUUGAACGCACGUAUUGCACAGUGCUGCAGCGACCUGCGGUUGCCGUUUGACAGGGAGGCAAAGAGGAAGGUUCCCAAGGCUGAGAUGAAUGAGACUCAGACCAACUGUGAGCGUCCUCAGAGGAGAGCAGGCGUUAAGGAGCACCGCAAUGGGAGGUCUGCUACUAAGGAGGCAGAUGCUGCAUCUCUGAGUGAACUGAAGCAGAGGGAUAAAAAGGAGAGACUCACUCUGGUGCUAUGGAACAGGCCUGCUCUUACUCUUCACUACUUCCUCCUAGAAAUGUUCAUCACUCUGAAGGAAUGGAUUAGGAGGCUGUGGCAGCAGAGAGGAACGGCCUUCGCUUUCCUGCUACUCCUUUUCCUCUUCUUCAUCACUUACUCCAUCGAAGGAGCACAUCAGAAGCUCUGUCCUCCCCGAACUCCGCAACAGCAAGCAACAACAACUCGCACAGAGUAUGUGCGGCUGCUGGAGAAGAAGUGCCUGUGGUGCGCCUACUGGCUGGGCUUGGGUAUUCUCUCGUCCGUCGGACUCGGCACUGGCUUGCACACCUUCCUCCUUUACCUGGGUCCCCACAUAGCUUCAGUCACACUGGCUGCCUACGAGUGUGGCUCAGUGGACUUCCCCGAGCCACCCUACCCUGACCAGAUCAUCUGUCCCCAGGCAGAGCCAGGAGAAGGGAUAGGAGUGGCAGAAGGAGCUGUAAUAGGGACAGUGGCUGGAGAUGUCUCUCUCUGGGCCAUCAUCUCGAAAGUGCGUCUUGAGGCAUGUAUGUGGGGUGCAGGGACUGCUAUCGGAGAACUUCCCCCAUAUUUCAUGGCUCGGGCUGCUCGAUUGUCAGGCACAGAGCCAGAUGAUGAAGAUUACUCAGAGUUUGAGGAGAUGCUGGAACAGACUGACACUGUACAGGAUUUUGCCACCCGAGCGAAGCUUACAGUGCAGAAAAUGGUUCAGAGAGUUGGAUUUUUUGGAAUACUUGCCUGUGCUUCCAUUCCAAAUCCACUCUUUGACCUUGCAGGAAUAACCUGUGGACAUUUCCUAGUGCCUUUCUGGAGCUUUUUUGGAGCCACACUCAUUGGCAAAGCAGUAAUAAAAAUGCACAUCCAGAAACUGUUUGUGAUCAUUACCUUCAGCAAGCACAUAGUGGAACAGAUGGUGUCCCUCAUUGGUGCUGUUCCCCUGUUUGGCGCCUCUCUCCAGAAACCUUUCAGAGAGUAUCUCGAGACUCAGAGGGCAAAGCUGCACCGUGCCGGAGAGACCGCACCAGCUGAUGAAAACUGGCUCUCCUGGGUGUUUGAGAAGGUGGUGAUCAUCAUGGUUUGCUUUUUCGUCUUCUCCAUCAUCAACUCCAUGGCUCAAAGCUACGUCAAGCGCAUCCAGCAGCAGAAAUACUCAGAGGGCAAAAUCAAAUGAGGGAACUUUGUGGGGGGGGCAUGGAGAGAAAUAGGGUGAAUAAGAGAUUUUACUCAGAGAUUUAGCAUUGGCAUUUUAUAACAAAUAAGCUUACUUUAAUGAGACUUGACUGCAUCUUGAUGUAUUAACAUCAGCAUAAGCGCAUCGGCUUAGAGCAAUUCUUAAUUUAACCUAGAUGUCUUUAGUAAGCGUGUCCAUCUAUAAUUUGUUGCUCUUUUGUGCUUUUUUUGCACCGUUUGGCUACUUGUUUGUGGCUUAUUGCUGUGCUUCUUAAAGAGGUAGAUUUUGGGAGAUAUUUUGUAGUUUUAGAGACACCGUAGUAUAGUUUUUCUUUGGCAGGAAGUGAUCAUCAGUUCCUUUUUAAAAGCAGCUGGUUGAACCAUUUCAUCUUUAAGCAAGGCCUUAAUCUACUUUGUGCUUUAGAUUACAACAUAUCGCAGACUCUUUAACCUUAUUUUAUUUAUAUAUGUAUAUAAUAUAUCUAUCUCAAAUAUAAGCGGUAUAGAAAUUAUUGUAGAUUUUAAGUUUGCUUUUCACGGAAUGACUUUUAAGGUCUUCCAAGGACUGCAGCCUUUUUAAAGAAAAAAGAAUCCGUACUAUUUACGUAUUGUCUCAUAAGACAUUAUAUAAGAAGUAAUAUAAUGCAUAGAUAUAUGUGUAGAUCUGACUGCGCAUUUUAUUAAGAAUCUCAAGUAGAGUAUUUGGUGCUUAUUUCACUUUAUUUGACUUCUUGGAUAGAUGACUUCUUUUUAAAUAAGAUGUUCAGACUUAAGUAAAUUUUUGAAGUAAGUAAAAAUAAGUAAGUAAAAAAACUACUCAGACUGUAUAAAAGCUCAGUGACUCAUAAUGUUGCUUUUGUCUGGAGUCAUUGUUUUGUUUCCAGAGCGAGACAGAAAGAGAGCAAAUGAGUCAGACCAGGGCUGUGCAACCAGAUGCAAUAAUACACGGAAUCAGAUUAAGACGUGUGUGUGUGUGUGUGUGUGCGUGCGUUUGUGCACAUAUGUGUGUGGGUGGUUGCCUACUUACUGUUCUUGUGUAGUUGUACUUCUCGUGUAUUCUUUAUAUCCUCACUGAGGUUUUCUCUGAAGAACUUCCUGACUAGAACAGUGCUCACUUAGGCAGAACAGUGGGGUCUGGCUGAUGGGGUGUUAAGUGCUUGUACUGAUGGGACUGGGUGUAGGUACGUCAGUAAUACAGAGGAUGGUAUUAAAGUCCUCCUUUGCUUCACAGUGUCUGUUGGCCCCACUCUUUUAGGUAAUGUCAGUGUGAUUCAUUCAGAAGUUUCUAACCCAGGCUCAACCCCUUUUAAAGAUGCAAGGGCUCGCUUAUGCCUGGUCCCACUCCCCAUAACAUGGGACACCACUUAAAAUAGUGUUAUGUCAUUGUUUAUUUUUUCCUUUCUCCAUGGUGAGAUUGUGUUGUAUGAAAGGCCUAAUCCAUGGGUUUCUUGUCUGCCUUUUUUUUUCCUUUUUCUUUUUCUUUUAAUUGCUUGUGAAAUGUUUUUUCUCCCUCCUCUGUGUCUUUUUGUAACGCUGCCUUGGUAUGCUAGCCUGGAAGCUUCAGGCGUAUAAAAAAUGGAACAGUGUGGAGUUUCUUUGCCGUUACCUUAACUGAACCCAGGGCUGAACUCGAUGCACUGUGCUGCUGGCAGAGACGAUGAGGGAGAGAGGGAGAGAGAGAGAGAGAGAGAGAGAGAGAGAGAGAGGGAGAGAGAGAGAGGGAGAGAGGGCGCGAGCAGGAGAAGACAAGCAGGAGGCUAGACUGAGCUUAGCUAGCACACACGCUCGUCACUGAGUGGGAAACGCAUUUUAGACCGUUGUGAGGGGACUUAUAUCAUUAUAUUAGAAAAUAAUCGAUGGUCUCCCACCCUACCAUACCACCAUCUCCACCACCACCACCACCUCCUUCCUCUCCUCUUUGUCCAUGGUAAGUGUUCUUUUCUUCCCUUCAUUUUGUUCUUUUCGCGUGUGGGUCAGGCAUUUCCAUCCGUCUCUCCCAGUGUGUCAGAUAGCUUAUCAGACUGGUGUUGGCUGUUACAUUGCAUGGCGACAACAGUCUGUAGGCUGUCUGACAUUUUGGGCUCUUUCAUCCAAAAAAAUGCAUCUUAUUUGUAGUCUCCCCUUCUUGGUGUUGGUCUUAUUUUUUUAUUUUUCCUUUUUUGUUACGCUGCCAUUACCUUUUAAUUUUACUGCUCUGCUAUGGCAGAAGAGAGGUCUGUAUCAACUGAACAGUAUCUGGAUUUUUUUUUUUUUUUUUUUUUUUGCAACAGGUAAAAUCUUUGCAUAAAUGAAAUGAUUGCCAUCUUUCAUUUUCUGCAUCUCUGCUCAGACCUGUACUGUCAGAAUGGUGUGUGUCUGUGUGUGUAUGUGCAUGCAUCUUUGUGUGCGUACCGCUGUUUGCGUGUGUGUGCGCUUGUGUGUUUCCGGGGCUUACCUCCGCCCACUUAAAUUUCUUGUGGAUCCAGAAAGAACACACCUUAUUGCAACACACACUGUUAUGACACAGUUUUGGUGUUCGGAACGCUUCCCCCUCCUUUCUGGAACCUUGAAUCUGUUGCUCAACGCUUUUGUCUCUGGGUCUCAUGACUACGUUCAUUUGUUCAUCGAUUGUUUUUGCCCAGAGUUUUUAUUUGGGUUGAGUUAAAAUCAUGGCUUGUCCAAUUAAUGCUCAUUCUGUGGUCAUUAAAAUCCAGGGCAAAGCUGACUUACCUUUUGAGAGAUGACUUGUUUUUUUCCAUCGACUUGGGAUGAAGAGGCUUUUUUGUGUUGUAAAAACUUUGGAAUGGUCUGGUUGGCUUGCAGAUUCAGGGAGUAUGUUUUCCUUAAUAGUGUUCUGAACAUCCUGUUCUUAAGGGGAGCCCCCUCUUGGCAAAUGUUGCUUUUCUGUAUGACUGUAUGUAUGUGUAUGUGCUUAUAUAAGUGUAUGUGUAUUAAAAUAAAUAAAGUUGUUUUGAAUUCCCA